AUGAGCAGCGGGAAAAAGUCUGUGGAAGGCGCUUACAUGGACGAUUCUACAACAUUCGAAUCGUUUCAUCUUGAUUCUCGUUUAUUACAAGCUAUUAAGAACAUAGGAUUUCAGAACCCAACAUUAAUUCAAUCACAUUCUAUUCCUCUGGCUUUGCAGCAGAAGAGAGAUAUUAUAGCAAAGGCUGCCACAGGUUCUGGGAAGACAUUGGCUUACUUAAUUCCUGUAAUUGAAACUAUUCUACAAUAUAAAAAAACAAUUAAAAAUGAGGAAGAAAAUGGUACAUUAGGUAUUAUACUUGUUCCAACAAGAGAAUUGGCUCAGCAAGUUUAUAGUGUUUUGGAAAAACUAGUCCUAUAUUGUUCAAAAGAUAUAAGAACUCUCAACAUAUCAUCCGAUAUGUCUGGCUCAGUUUUGAAUACCCUACUUAUGGAUCAACCUGAAAUCAUAGUUGGUACACCGGGCAAACUAUUAGACCUCUUGCAAACAAGUAUCAACUCUAUUUCCUUGAGUGAUUUGAAAUUUUUGGUAGUCGAUGAAGUGGAUUUAGUGUUAACAUUUGGCUACCAAGAUGAUUUAAACAAAAUUGGUGAGUACUUACCAUUAAAAAAAAAUCUACAAACUUUUUUAAUGAGUGCAACCUUGAACGAUGAUAUACAGGCUCUGAAGCAAAAAUUUUGUCGUUCUCCAGCUAUUCUAAAGUUUAACGACGAAGAAAUAAAUAAAAACCAAAACAAACUACUUCAGUAUUAUGUGAGAGUUAACGAAUUUGACAAAUUCUUAUUAUGCUAUGUCAUAUUCAAACUUGACUUAAUCAAGGGUAAAACACUGAUUUUUGUUAAUAACAUUGACAGAGGAUAUAGGCUCAAGCUAGUCAUGGAGCAAUUUGGUAUCAGGUCCUGCAUAUUGAAUAGUGAGCUGCCCGUUAAUUCAAGGCAACACAUUGUUGACCAGUUUAAUAAAAACGUCUACCAAUUAUUAAUUGCAACAGACGACACUGAAUACAUAAAAGAGGAAGAUGAGGACGUAGAAGAAGGACAUAAUAGCGGUAAUGAAGAAGAAGAAAACUCCAAAACAGAGCCUGAAAAUGAAAAGAAAACAAGCAAGAAAAAGAAAGUUCAAUUGAAAAAAGAUAAGGAGUAUGGUGUUUCCCGUGGUGUUGAUUUCAAAAAUGUUGCAUGUGUCCUGAAUUUCGAUUUACCCACAACAGCUAAGUCUUAUGUGCAUAGAGUUGGUAGAACUGCUCGUGGCGGUAAAACUGGUACAGCUAUUUCAUUUGUGGUCCCAUUGAAAGAAUUUGGUAAGCAUAAGCCAUCAAUGCUACAAUCCGCAAAGAAGGAUGAAAAGAUUCUUUCCCGAAUUAUCAAACAACAAAGCAAACUAGGAUUGGAAUUACAGCCUUAUAAAUUCGAUCAGAAGCAAGUUGAGGCGUUUCGUUAUAGAAUGGAAGAUGGUUUUCGCGCUGUAACUCAAGUUGCCAUUAGAGAAGCUAGAGUAAAAGAAUUGAAACAAGAGCUAUUGGCGAGUGAAAAGUUAAAAAGACAUUUCGAAGAAAAUCCAAAAGAGUUGCAAAGUUUAAGGCAUGAUAAGGAAUUACAUCCAGCAAGAGUGCAACAGCAUUUAAAGCGUGUUCCAGAUUACUUACUCCCUGAAUCAGUUAGAGGAAAUGGAACCAAAGUUAAGUUUAUUCCAUUCCACAAUCCCAAAAAGCGCCAUCCACAUAGAAAGGGCAAAGUCAAUAAACCAAAAAAUGGCAAAGUGGAUCCGUUGAAGAACUUCAAGUAA
This is a messenger RNA of Saccharomyces mikatae IFO 1815, 1785 nucleotides long. It is a transcript of the gene DBP9, whose product is annotated as ATP-dependent DNA/RNA helicase. Gene Ontology annotation, cellular component: nucleolus. Bases 1 to 1785 code for a protein of 594 amino acids. The transcript has a single exon. Gene Ontology annotation, molecular function: RNA helicase activity; ATP binding; nucleic acid binding. Lineage: Eukaryota; Fungi; Ascomycota; Saccharomycetes; Saccharomycetales; Saccharomycetaceae. The record is from RefSeq and is a predicted model, not a curated record.